UUCAAAAUUGCAAACCAAGAAAUUCACUAAUCAAUCUGGUAAGGGUUUACAAUUCCUUGCAUUCUUUCGUGCAAUUUUUUGGAGGGAUAACGAGUCGCGUUGCCAGAGUUUCCAAAUGGCGAAUUCGGCCACCGGUAGAUUCCUUCACAUUUAUCAGGGAAUUGAAUCCCAUUUCUUUCCGGUCGCAGUACUAUCUAGGGCAAAGAAGAGCUAUGGUUCUUCAGGCCCUGUUAGGUAUAUUCCAGGACGCUUUGCCCAAAUAGAAAAUACCCAGAGCUGCAAAUCUUUGCAGGGUUCUGCGAACAAGGAAGAGCCUAUAUCUGGAAACCCUACUUCUGGAUUGGCGAAUUUUGAUGGCAGACGGCUUCCAAAUAGUCUUUUUCAUGACGAAACGUCGAGCCAAAACAAUAUCUUUGAGCAGAUUGGAGGAUGUUCAGGAAUUGAAGAAUCCAAUGGGCCAGUACGGGGGCUGUAUGAUUCUGAUUAUGAGAACAAGGAUGAACUGAAUAAAAUCUCAAAGGUUAAUGGCGAUGGAUUCCGAAAAACUAGAGAAGAAAUUGAAGAGGUGGCGGUGGGUCUACUUGCAGCAAGAGCGAUGACUGCAAUUGAGCUGCGAAAGAAACUACGAGGAAAGAAGUAUCCUUCUGACAUUAUAGAAUUCGUUGUAUCUGAUUUCAAGUCUAGGGGGUUACUAAAUGAUAGCAUAUAUGCGGAAUCAUUCACCCGUUCGCGAUGGCUUUCCUCGACUUGGGGUCCAAGAAGGAUAAGGCAAGCUUUACUUCAGAAAGGUGUGGGCCAAACUGAAACAGAGAGAGCAAUAAAGCAGGUGUUUGAUGAGGAAGAUUCUGAAUGCAAUGACCAGAACAUGCAGCAUAGUAUGAGCAAGCUUUCAAUGGACCAUCUUCUUCUUCAGGCCUCAAAACAAUGGCUGAGAAAUCAGAACACCGCCGUCGACAAUCGGAGGGCUAGGAUUGUAAGGUGGCUCCAAUAUCGCGGUUUCGAUUGGGAAGUCACCAACUACAUACUCAAGAAACUCGAAUGUCAAUAUCCGGCAUGAGAUCGUAAGCUGUUGCACCGAGCGAAGAUUGUUUCGUCUCGCACUCCGGCUUUCAUCGGUCAAUCUUUCAAAUCGCCGUCAUAGUUUUGUUUCGCUAUAAUUUUAUCGUUGCUUUUUUGAAAUUUGCAGCGGGAAAUAAUUUCCCACAAUCAAAGUUUUCGUGCAUGUUGCAGUUAUCUAUAACAGACCAAGCAUCAUUUGAGGUUCUUUCCUUGUCAUAUAUAAAAUUUAGGAGUAUUUACAUGUAGACCCGACAAUUCUCAUGUAUUGAUAUAUCUAACCUCUAAAUUUUCAUAUUCAUAUUUAUAAUAUUGUGGCGCCUUUU
This is a messenger RNA of Phalaenopsis equestris, 1382 nucleotides long. RefSeq lists its product as uncharacterized. The coding region runs from base 116 to 1057 and encodes 313 amino acids. The record is from RefSeq and is a predicted model, not a curated record. The transcript is spliced from 6 exons. Gene Ontology annotation, biological process: regulation of DNA repair. Lineage: Eukaryota; Viridiplantae; Streptophyta; Magnoliopsida; Asparagales; Orchidaceae.